GCACGCGUCGCUCGCGCACGAUGCGUGUUGCGCGGUGCUCGCGCUCGUCACUGCCGAGGCCAGGGGGGCGCAGUGGUCGCGCGGAGUCGCGCGCGCCCAGUCACGGUCGGUGCCUCGCUUGCCUCGGUCACACCGCACGUCGCCGCCGUAUCAUCGCGCACUAUUUUUGUUUUUAAAUCGCUUAAGAGUGCUAGUGAUAAUCCGAUACCGUUUCGCCAAUAGCAAGCUUCAGUGGUAGCUACGUGGACGACAAAACGGUGUGCCCGCUCUGUGCCGAAUUGAAAUUGUUCACGCUAACGAAACGUCGAGAUAAAUUCUUAGAGAGUGCAUUUACAGGGGAUUUUGUAGGAACAGUUACAGUAUCCUUGUGUGAGUUGAUAGUGUCGCCUUUUGUGAAACACGAUGAGGCCGAAAGAGGAGGCUGACAUGAAAGUCCAAACGGGGACCUUCAUUCUGUCGGAGAAAAUUGACGACACAAAGUCGAAGAAAAGCGAAAAAGAAAUUAAAAAGGAGAUGAAACGGCUCGAGAAAGAGAAACAAGAGAGGGAGAAGAGGGAUAAAAAAGCAAGAGAAAAGGAAAAAGAGCGAGAAAAACAAGCAAAGAAAGGCAAGGUGGUGUGCGCGUCGUGCGGCGGCAAGUGCAGCGGCGAGGUGCUGCGCGUGUCGGACAAGUACUUCCACACGGCGUGCUUCACGUGCCGCACCUGCGCCGCGUCGCUGGCGCGCGGCGGCUUCUUCUGCAAGGACGGCCACUACUACUGCCCGCAGGACUACCAGCGCGCCUUCGGCACGCGCUGCGCCGCCUGCAGCCAGUACGUCGAGGGCGAGGUCGUCUCCGCGCUCGGCAACACCUACCACCAGAAGUGCUUCACCUGCGCGCGCUGCAAACGCGCGUUCCCGUCGGGUGAGAAGGUGACGUACACGGGCGCGGAGGUGGUGUGCUCGAGCUGCGUGGCGGCGCCCGUGCGGCAGACGGCGCGUGCCGCCACGGCGCUCGAUGCGCCGCGCGCGCCCUCCGCCACGCCCGGCACGCCUUCCGCGCCCGCCACGCCCGCCACGCCGGCACACCACGACCAGAACGAGUGCGCGGGCUGCGGGCAGGAGCUGUCGGAGGGCCAGGCGCUGGUGGCACUGGACAGACAGUGGCACACGUGGUGCUUCGCGUGCGGGGAGUGCGGCGCCGUGCUGCAGGGCGAGUACAUGGGCCGCGGCGGCGUGCCCUACUGCGAGCGCGACUACCAGCGCCUCUACGGCGUGCGCUGCGCCUACUGCCAGCGGUACAUCUCGGGGAAAGUGCUGCAGGCGGGCGACAACCACCACUUCCACCCGACCUGCGCGCGCUGCAGCAAGUGCGGGGACCCGUUCGGGGACGGCGAGGAGAUGUUCCUGCAGGGCGCCGCCAUCUGGCACCCGCGCUGCGGGCCGGCGCCGCGCGACCCCGCCGCCGACCUCGACGACCCCGCCACCGACCGCGCCUCCGCGGACCUACAGUUCUCGCUGCGCUCGCGCACGCCCAGCGUCAACGGCUCCUACUGCAGCCCCUACAGUAGCUUGACCAGGAAGUACGGGUACCGCGCGGUGUCGCCGGGGCUGGUGCUGCGCGAGUACCGCGACGCGGGCGCGGUGUCCCCGCACCGCAUCACGACGUACUCGUACCUGACGAGCGAGCCCAGCUACCUGCGGCGCCCGCUGCAGCCCUACGACCGCGCGCCCGCGUCCCCGCACUUCCACCGCCCGCCGUCGGGCGGCUCGCGCGCCUCGUCCCGCGCCGGCGCCGCCAGCAAGGCGUCGUCGCGCCCCGCCAUGCGCGCGCUGGUCGACUCCAUCCGCGGGGACACGCCGCGCCCCAAGUCCCCGCACAUGAACAACGAGGAGCCCAUCGAGCUCUCGCACUACCCCGCCGCCUACAAGCCGCCGCCCGGCACCAAGCCCAAGAUCGAGCGCGACGACUUCCCCGCGCCGCCCUACCCCUACACCGACCCAGAGCGGCGCCGGCGCUGGUCCGACACGUACAAGGGCGUGGCCGACAGUGACGACGAGGGGGACGGCAAGGUGAACGGGAAGGUCAACGGGAACGGAGACAUCGACCCCAAGCUGCGCAGGGAGGAACACGAGCUCUCCAAGAUAGAGUCCGGCAUCGCACAGGUGUUCCUGAAGGAAGUCAAGGAGCGCGAGAAGCUGCAGCAGUGGAAGAAACAGAACCUCGACCCCCGCAACGCCAGCAGGACGCCGUCGGCGUCGCGCGAGCCGCUGCCGCGCCUGCGCUACUCGUCGCCGGUGGGCGCGUCGCCGUCGCGCUCGCUGGAGGCGCGCCCGCACGAGCCCGACGCGCUGGACGCGCCCGUGCCCUGCUACAACGUGGUGUCGUCGCUGCGUGCCGCGCCGCGCCCGGGCUACGGACUGGCGCCUCGAUCACACACCUUCUCCUCCUCCACCGCCGGGGACUUCACGUUCAGCGGGAUGGGAGACAAGACGCAUAGCACCGACUUCAGCAGCGGCAAGUCAGACAUAUCUGCCGGCUCCAUUACUGAUGUGGAUCGAAGUGCUGUGACGACGGACGGCGGCGUAGCGGCACGCGGCGUGGCGCGCGCGGCGGGCAGCGUGGCGGGCAGCGUGGCGGGGCGCUACGCCAGCGUGGCGGGCGCGACGGUAGCGACGGGCGCGGGCGGCGGGGCGGGCGUGCGGCGGUCGCUGCCCAACAUGGCGACGUCGCACCUGCUGCACGAGCCGGCCAAGCUCUACCCCUACCACCUGCUGCUCAUCACCAACUACCGCCUGCCGCCGGACGUCGACCGCCUCAACCUCGAGCGCCACCUGUCGGACGCGGAGUUCGAGGCCAUCCUGCAGAUCGGGCGGCAGGACUUCUACCGCCUGCCGCAGUGGCGCCGCAACGAGCUGAAGCGGCGCGCGCGCCUCUUCUAGCCAGCUCGGGGCGCAGCGAUGACGUCACUCACACAGCGGACGCGCCGCGUUCUCCUAACGAUGCCUUCUUGUACAAGAGAUGAUAUAUACAGAUACCUAUAUACUUUGAUAUAUAUUGUGAUUUGUGUGGGCGCGUCAAUUCGUUUUACAUUAGUGAGAACCAAAUAUAUUACGAUUUGUAAGAUAAAUAUUUUGUUAGAGUUUAAGUUGGGACAUAGAGGAGUAUACCGCUAUGUAUCGGUAGCUAUAUAAGUGUAGCUCGGAGUGACGCCACGUCACGACUUGGGUUUGCGUCACGCAAACUGUCUCUAGGUGCGGCGCCGCACUCGCUUACUUUGUAAGUCGUUGUUUUUAAUUUUAUUUUACGCAGAUAUUAUUUUUGGUUGCAAUAUACUUGAAACUAUUAUACCAAGGCAUUUUUCUUUCCGAUUGUUUCGGUCUAAUA
Spodoptera exigua (beet armyworm) is the source of this 3367-nucleotide messenger RNA. Lineage: Eukaryota; Metazoa; Arthropoda; Insecta; Lepidoptera; Noctuidae. The record is from the annotation of a GenBank genome assembly.